Molecule: messenger RNA, 4091 nt
Organism: Toxorhynchites rutilus septentrionalis
Lineage: Eukaryota; Metazoa; Arthropoda; Insecta; Diptera; Culicidae
Product: alpha-2 adrenergic receptor-like
Exons: 4
Coding region: 2303-2995 (230 amino acids)
Biological process (GO): adenylate cyclase-activating adrenergic receptor signaling pathway
Cellular component (GO): nucleus; membrane
Molecular function (GO): G protein-coupled amine receptor activity
Source: RefSeq, a predicted model, not a curated record
CGUCCCGGGCAAGUAAAGGAAAGCCUUCACGCGGAAAGUCGGGUUUCUCGUUUCUCAGUUUGUCUAGCUUUUCCAAAGACACAGAGUGUGGUACACUGGCAGGUCUUAGAACCCCCAAAUGGGCAGGCUCAAUCGAGAGGGCAAUUGUGCAGCCAUAGAUAGGGUUUUUAUUUGAGACUGUCCCGCGUGGCAAGGCUGCACACGGCUGUGGGAAAUGCGAUUACGGAUUAGGCGACUUCGGGCGGGAGAUGACGAUUAGCGGAUGAAGCUGCGGGAUAGUGAGCUGCAAGAGGUUGUGCAAAGAUGACAGUCGUGCUGUGAAUAAGUAAUAUGUUUGGGAAGGGUGGAAGGAUGAUGGUUGGAAGUGGAUAUUUUUCGUGGUUGGUUUGAGCAGCUCCCCGUGCGCGAAGAUCGUCGCGCGAGCUUCUGCAUCCUUCAGGAUUCCGAAAAGUUGCGGCAGCUUCCGCUGGUGUAUCAUGACGAUAAUUUGCUUUUGGAGGCAGAAGCAGCCGACAGACGGAUGACGGUAUUAUAUCUCGACUCGACCGGGUUUGGAAGCGGAGGAAAUGUGAGCCGUUGUUUGUUAAAUUGAGAGGAAAUCGCAAUUUUUUUCGGUGUCGUGUUUGUGUGUACAAGAAGGACCGAAUUCUGCCGGCAUGCAAGAGUGAAGGGAGGUGCGAGGGUGGAUGGGAAAAAACAGGAAUUACGUUGACGUGCAAGAUUUGCUGUGGUUUCCGCGAGAAAACGAGUUUGGCGUAGAGGAAAAAAAAACAACAAGUGAAAACAACAACAGUUUGACGCGAGCACCGAAAGGGGGAAAUGGAGUUCCGAAUGUGAUUCCGAAUCCGAGUGGAAGAUAAAUGAGACGUACAUAAACGGCGAAGUGCUGGAAAGCAGUAUCCUCUUAUUGCGCUACCAUUGUGUGUAUGUGGGUAGGUGUGUGUUUGUGUGUCGGCCAGGCAAAGAGAUCACGAAGUUUCUGGUGUUAGAGUUCCCCCCGAAAAAAAAAACGUGAAAACGAAAUAGGAAGCUAGGAAACCGAUAUUCGCUCUGCGCUUUGAAAAUCACCGGAAGUAGAAAAAGGCAAAUGUAGUGCAGAAUCAGAGCUGGGGGGACAAAAAAGAUAUAUACACACACCGUACGAGAAGCGCUGCCUGGAGAAGGAUUAAUCUGAAACAGGAUUCGACGGCCGUUCAACCACAAGCGGUAUCGCGCGACACCACGGUGAAGUUCAGUCACCGAGCAUCCGAAAUUGCACUCGUCCGCGGUGACAUCUCCAGCUUCCACAAUCCCCGCCGAACGGAACUAUUGCAGCAAAAGCAGCACCAGCAUCGGCAAAAUCCAGCUACUGGCAGUUCCGGCAGCAUUCGUAACCAUCCGGACCACUACGCCCACUAGUCGGUCGGCGGUGCGCCGGAAGAAGCGUCGAAGACGAAAGAAAAGAGUGACCAUUAUGGGCCACUACCAGGUGGCGUUCAGCACUAUUACCACCAUUACUAGUACUUCUACUACUCACACCACCACCACCAACGUUAUCCUUUCUGACGGCACCGCCAAUCUCUAGAGUAAAACUGCGUGUCUGCGUGUCGUGAGCAAGCGCAAGCGCAAGUGUAUAUGUGUGUUCGAUAGUAAAAUCGCGCGUCGCGCGUCGCCGUCAAAACCAAACCGACACAUGUGUAUGAGUGUGUGUGUGCGUGCGUGUCUAUUGUGUAAUUUUUGUCAUCUGUUGAGUGUUUUCGUUCAAUUAGUAAUCGAAUGGUUUGCUGUUUACACAAAACGCAAAUUUUCACAAGCCGAUUCCCUGGGCCAAGAGGAGCACUAAAUUCAAGCGGAAAAUCGGAAUUUCGGAGUAAAACGGGUAUUUUAAACGUUGUUUGUCACAGCAACAAAACAAAUAAGGCAAAACUAACAACACAGCAAAACAACAGCCCACUUUAUGUUGGAUGGGGCAAAAGUAAACGCGCACCAGAAGCCGGCUGUUGAUUCUUGUUUUUUCUAAUAGCAUGUAAACAAUUUGUGUAUAGUAGCAGUAGUAGCAGUAAAUCUCGGAGGAAAGUUUGGGGAGAGAGUUGUAGGUGUAUGCUGAAUGUGUGCGUCUGACGAUUUGUAACACUAGUUAAAAGAAAACCUAAAACAAAUUCAAUGAAUAAAGUUGAGGUACACCUCGGUCAUAGAUCAGCCUAGCUUGAUUUCACGUGGGACCAGCCAAUUACACCACCGCCCUUAGAACCGUCAACGCGAUGACAGCCACUAGCGAACAAGUUUAAUAGGGAGAGAAGACAGACAGGUAGUUGCAUCAACAAUGGAUUACCCCUUGAUGUCGGCAGGUAACAUCUCGCAAGAGGACUUCCUGGCCAUCGUCGGCGGGAAUUCGUCACUGGCCGGAAUACUGGGCGGCUCGGCCACUAAUGUCUUCAAUGACACGUUGGGUGGAGUUCUGGCCACCGGUGAUAAUCGGACCAUUUUCCACGGCUAUCCAAGCGGAUACACACUGCCGCACAUCAUCAUCGCUUCAAUUAUUGUGACAAUACUAAUGAUAGUGAUUGUGGUCGGUAACCUGCUGGUGAUCAUAGCGAUUGCCACCGAGAAGGCGCUCAAAAACAUCCAGAAUUGGUUCAUUGCCUCGCUGGCGGUGGCGGAUUUUUUUCUCGGGCUGGUCAUCAUGCCCUUUUCGCUCGCCAACGAGCUGAUGGGCUACUGGAUUUUCGGGAACUGGUGGUGUGAUGUGCAUUCCGCGAUGGAUGUGUUGCUCUGUACGUCCUCGAUCAUGAACCUGUGCCUGAUCUCGCUGGAUCGGUACUGGAGCAUCACGAAGGCGAUUGAAUAUCUGAAAACAAGGACACCAGCGAGGGCGGCGUUCAUGAUAGCCGCGGUUUGGGUGAUGUCGGCGUUGGUAUGCAUUCCGCCGCUGCUCGGCUGGAAGGCGCCCCGCCCGGAGGAACACGUUCAGCUGCCACAGUGUCAGGGAAAAAAACAAAAACAAAACAACCACUAAAAAUCAGUUCGAGCGGAUUGUGCUGCUUCUGGAGCAAGAACCGGACAUAGCAAAGGGUUUCUCCCGAGGAAAUUCCGGACCCUUCUGGGAUGAUCUGGCGGCAGAAGUCAAUAGUUUGGGACCGCCUAUUCGCGAUGGAAGUGGAUGGAAAAAGGUUUGGGCGGACUAUAAGUCCGGAUUAAAGCGAAAACUCGCUCACAACAAACGGGAGCAGAGGGCGACAGGUGGAGGACCCAAUAAAAUUAUCAAUUUGUCCGAGCUGGAGGAGCAGGCAGUUCUACUAACUGGGUUACUUGCGACCGUGGAAGGAAUCCCGGGUACCUCAUCUCAUGGAACACAGUUGGGUUCGCCUUCGGGUGAACCUCAAGCUGCAGACCAGGAAAAUUUUAUAUAUUAUGGUACUUCCGACGAGUGUGACGGUAUCAAUAAUACCAUUCACUUCCAGCCCUCUCAGCCGAAAAAAUCCAGACCUUCUACCACGAGGCUAUUAGAGCUGCAAGUCGAGCAACAAAACAAAUUUCACACCAAUGUGAAAUCCCUGUUAAAAAUCACAAACAAGAAUUUGAGUGAUCUGGUUCAUUAUCAGCGCCAAUCAGCUCGAGCGAUUCUUUCCGUGGAUGCCACACUCAAAGAACAUCUGAGUGAACAAAAACGACAUAACCACGAGAUGGAGAAGAUCGCGCUGGAGAAAUCAAUAGUCAAGCGACAAAUCCUUGAAACGCAGAUUGCGUAUAUUUCAGAACAUUAGAAUAAUGUUUCAAAAUAUCAGUGAUCUGAUUUUUUAUCUUUAUAUUGUAACUCAAGUAUAAAAAAAUGAAAAAAGUUCUAAUCGUAUUUUUAUAUCUUUCCAUGGAAGAAAAAUCUUACUUAAUUUUUUCUUUGAAGUUUGUUUGGAAUAGCAUCAAAAUUAUAUAAACUUUUUUUAAAUUCACGAAUUUCGCCUAUAGUUUAUGGAACUUCCUUAACCCCUUCACGUACAACAUUGAACUUCACUCGUUGUUUCUCGAUGUGAAAUAAUUACAUAGCUUCAGGCAUAUGAUGAGGAUACCGACAACUGAAGAUUAUCAAAUUUCCGUUAUUUAAAAAAAAAAUUGAA